CGACCUUUGACGGAGCCGGUCGCGUGUAAGUGUUCACAAACGAGUAUCGUGUGUAGUGAGUGUUUGUGUGAUGUUGGGAAAGAUUCGAGCCCCGUGUUAGGACAUGUCACGUCGGAAGCAGAGUAACCCCAAACCACUGAAACGUGAGGACGAGGAAUGGGGAAACGAGAGCGAGGCGAUGCCGGGAGAACCUCGCACGCCGAGCUCAGAGGGAGAGCGGGCCGCAUCCAGCGGUGGCGCCUCACCUGCCUCGGGGGGCUCACCUGCUGCCUCACCGCCUCGCUUGCGCCUCAACACCAGCCUUGCUACAGACCCCGCGCUGGCUCCGCAGGCGACGACGCUCAAACAUGAGCCACCGUCGCCAUCUCCUCCUCCACCACCACCAGCAGCAGCACCACAGGCCGCGAGAGACUACCUCGCCAUAACGGCGGCAGCCUUCCCAGGGCUAUUUCCAGCAUCUGGUCCGCCGAGCUAUGUAUGCAAACCCUGCGGUAUACGAUAUUCAUCGUUAAGUACGCUACAAGCACAUCAAGAACAUUACUGUUCGAAUAGACUUCCAAAACCCACAGAAGGGCCAAAUGCCUCAUCUGAUCCUGUCGCAGAUGAGUCCAGCAGUGACGCAAAGACUCCGCGACCUGCCGGUAAGCAGUAUGCUUGCACGUAUUGUUCAUAUAGUGCAGAUAAAAAAGUGAGCCUGAACCGCCACAUGAGAAUGCAUUCCUCAUCUCCGGUCAGCAGUGGAACUCCAGCGCCGACGCCUACCUCUAACGGAGAAGUCACAGACGGUCCACCGGUACAAGACCGAUACUGCGCUGAUUGUGAUAUUCGCUUCAGCUCAAUAAAAACAUACCGUGCCCAUAAACAACACUACUGCAGCACAAGACAAGUCGUCAAACAAGCUUUAGCGGCAGCUCGUGGUGGUUCUGCAACGUCUGGCUCCGCCCCACCGUCGCCAGGAGCCACACCACCAGCGCAAAACCAAAACCAAUACGCACUCGCUCUACCCACGAAUCCUAUACUCAUUGUACCGUAUUCAUUACUUCGGGGUGCCAGUACUCUCCCUGGUGCAACACUGCCAGACCCAGAUACGCCAUGCUUUCUUUUACCAAAUGGUACAUUCCAACCAAUCAGUCGGGCAUUAUCCAAUAUGAACUCUGAUGGAAAAGAAACCGAGGUGUUAAAAUCAGCCAAUCGACCCCGAGAGCCAUCACGAGAUGGGGGUGUGACUCCACUGGAUCUCAGUGUGCGGCGAUCCCCAGAAUCAGUAGUCACUGAUGAACAUGAAAAAGAGAAUAGAAUACGGUCCACGACUCCUGAGCAAAUAGUAUGUGCUCCUUCUCUACCAGGAUCUCCAGGAACGCCGUCUCCCUCACGGCGGUCUUCCUCACCAAGUGCAGAAAGUUCACCAAAGCGAAGGCGAUUAAACUCAAGAGGACCGACGCCCAAACCCCCAAGUGUGCCGUCUCCUCCUGAAGAAAAGUUCGCACCCAUAGUUCCUCCUGCAAUCUUGCCACCAGCUUUAGCAUUGCGUUUGGCAUCAGAACUACCAGUUACUGGUGCAUCGCCUCAAGUGCUUGUGAAGCAGGGAGUUUCCAAAUGCAAAGAAUGUAACAUCGUAUUCUGUAAAUAUGAGAACUACCGUAUACAUAAGCGACAUUAUUGCUCAGCUGGAGGGGGCGAGGAGCGCGCGAGUCCCGCGCCACCAGAGCCUGGUCCGCCGCCCCAGUACCGUCAACUGAUAUGUCUCGCGUGUGGAAUACACUUCAGCUCGCUGGAUAACCUGACGACUCAUCAGUCGUAUUAUUGCACUAAACGCGAAACUCGAUCUCCUCGGAGUGUGCCGGAGGUUCCACGGCCCACGUCUGGAUCAGAGGGGGGGUGGAAGUGUCCCUGCUGCGACGUAGUGUCUCCGACGGCGGCGGCGGCGCAGCGCCACAUGGACGCGCACGCCGGCGUGAAGGCCUUCCGCUGCACCAUCUGCCGGUACCGGGGCAACACGCUGCGGGGCAUGCGCACGCACAUACGUAUGCACUUCAACAACAAGAAGCCUGCUGACUUGCAGGAAGAGAGCUACAUUUCGUGCGUGCUAGAAGAGGACAGUCGUGAAGCAACGUCCCCGAGCCCGGCGGUGGGCGGGGAGCGCGUGCAUCGCUGCGGCAGCUGCGCGUACACGUCGACGUACCGCGGCAACGUCGUGCGACACGCGCGCCUCGUACACGCCACCGACGAGCCAGAAGAGGAACAGACCUCCCCCGUCCCCCCACCCCCAGUUGACAUCAAGAAGGAACCCGAGACAGAACUCGAGGAAACUCCAAACUACUGCAAGUCUUGUGACAUUUCCUUCAAAUACGUCAACACUUAUAAGGCUCAUAAGCAGUUUUAUUGUACUGCCAACAAUCAAGAUGCAACGGCUAACAAUAAUGUGCCCACCCCCGCGAGGGUUACAGACACGCCUGUGCUUUGAAUUUCAAUCUUAUAGAAUACUUGGCGUAUAAAAUUUACUAUGUGAGUUGCGGGCAACGUUAGUAUCCCAUUUUCGUAGUUUCAUCGAGGAACUUGAAAUCAAGGUGACUAGUAGCGCCAUCUAUUAGUCGUCACCAUAAACAUUUUAGGACUACAGAUACAAAUUGUAUUCAAAAUUAAAUAUUAUGAUUUUCUGUUUCAAGUUGUUAUAACAUUUACGUAUAUUUUGAUGAAUUCUCACGUUAUGGCGAUACGUAACAGUAAGUCCUCCUUAUAUCAAUGUUUACUCUGAAAAUAUUGCUCGCAGAAACCAUUAUUGCUUAUGUUGCUUCACCAGAAUUUCUUGUAAUUAAUCCUAGACUAAGAAUGUAUCCUCUCGUUUUGAAAUAAACUAAAAUUAAAUGAUUGUGCAAUAAAUUAAUGAUUAUAAAAUUUAACUUGUACUGCAUAUCAAUGCCAAAUCGAUGUUUCAAAUUUACGAUUCGAUGUUAAAAUAUAAAAAUGUAAAAGGCAAAAUGCAAAUAUAAAAUUAAGCUUGAGUUACGCCACUAUUUCUGAACUUAUAGUUACGUAAUUAUGGCGUAGGAGAAGCUAAUAUAUGUUUUUUCUUAACCCUUCAAAGCCUCAAGAACUCACAUGAGCAAAAACUCAAAAAUUCUUACUCAUUUAAGUUCUUGAGGCAAAAAGUUUUUAAUAUAUUGGCUAAUGUACAUACAAGCCCUCAAUAAUUUUAAGGUUUUUGUUACUCUGUUACUGUAAAUUUCCUAGUUAAAAGUUAAACUUCGUCAUUGUAUUAGUAUACGGUUAAAAAAUAUUACCAAAAUUGUAAAUAUAUGUAAAGAUAUUACUAAAUAUUAUUACCAUUCAUUCUAAGUGAUUGUUCUUGUGUUUUUGUUGUUAAUUUUUGUUUAAUAUUAAUUAAUUAUUAGGCAAAUUGUUCUACUCCAUAAAGCAGGUGCUGAUUCCAUAAUAUGGUUUAAUUUACCAGUGUCACUUUUUUUAAACAGUUGUCUUUUAAAAAAAAUCUAAAUUUGAAUUAUUUUUGCGUUCUUGUCGCUUCAAAUAAAUGAAUAUAGAAGAAUCUGUCUUCGAAUAAAAUAUUGAUUUAGAUCGAUGAUCUAUACAAUUUUAAUGUAAUUAUACAAAAUCAUGCGCAGUUUGAAUGUUUAAAAUGUUUUUUAAAGCUUACAAGAACGCAAACUUGCAACAAAUAAAAUGUAUAUUUCACUUCCUUUCCUUAAAACAGUUUACAACUGGUUAACCGCAGUAUUUAUCAUUCCCGAACUAAAAGUAUCAAAACGUAAGUGUUAAUAAAAAUACUGUGUGCCCAGUAUAUUUUGGCACGUGGCGAAAAAUGGAACUAACCACUUUUCACAGCAAGCAGCGCCACCCCAAGAUAUUCUGGGCAAACAGUAAGAUACCAUGUUUUGUCAAUGCCAAAGCAUCGCUAGAUUAAUCGUAAUUUGCAUUUAUAGUUAUCUCAUUAAAUAUAGUGUAGAAUAAGUAACUACAAGACUUGUUCCCUACGUAUAAUUAUUGUAAUUUGUGUAACUUUUAUGUUUUGUCUGUCUGUAAAGGAAUGAGUCUCGAAUCAGUGUUGCGAUUAAAAAAUAUAGGUACAAAAAACUUAAAAAAAGUUGUCAAUCUUCCAUUAUGACGUAUUUAGCGGACUGGUCGUUGGCAGAAGUGAUUGAUCAAAACAUUUAGGAAUAACAAAAAUAUUGAAAUUAUGGCAAUACUGUUUAAAGAAUUGUGAAAUAUUGCUGAUAGCAACACUUUAAAACCCACAAUGUACGUUAAGUUUAAAAACAAAAGCAUAAUUUCUCUGAAAUUUUCAAACCAAAAUCACUUCUGCCAACGACUUUGAAAAUGCAGUAGGAUUAAAAACGUAAAGAAUCAUGACAUUUUAUGUAAAGACAAAAAAAUGUUAAAACGAAACACAGCAUCUGAUGUUAUGUGCCAUAACUGUGUUCUCAGUAAAAACAUAGUUUUUAAUGUAGAAGCGUCAUCUCGAAUAAUAUCCUAUGUGUUUCGUAUAAAUUGAUGGAUGUCCUAAAUCAUUUUAGAGGUUAACUUAAAUACCUACAGAU
Spodoptera exigua (beet armyworm) is the source of this 4553-nucleotide messenger RNA. The record is from the annotation of a GenBank genome assembly. NCBI's taxonomy places the organism in Eukaryota, Metazoa, Arthropoda, Insecta, Lepidoptera, Noctuidae.